Molecule: messenger RNA, 315 nt
Organism: Miscanthus lutarioriparius
Lineage: Eukaryota; Viridiplantae; Streptophyta; Magnoliopsida; Poales; Poaceae
Source: the annotation of a GenBank genome assembly
AUGGCCCCUGGAUAUUCGACAAAGGAUCUGGUGGUGAUAGUGGAUUAUGAUGGUGUAAAAAUCCUAGAUGAGAUCGAGUUUGUUUCCAUCCCAAUCUUGGUUUGUGUGAUGAAGAUGCCCCUGGGACUUGUGACGAAACAAGCUAGGGAUGUCAUUAGUGGGAUGAUCGAAGAGGAGGUGUUGGAGGUGGAUGCAGAUGAGAAUGAUCAGGCAGUGGGAGAGUGUAUGAGGAUUAAGAUCAAGUUGGAUAUCCGUGAACCGCUGAUGCGAGGUGUGACCCUGGAUGUUGGGAAGGAGGAUGAGAAACGCCUCUAG